AUGCACCUGGCCAACAAGGCAGGUCUCCUCAUGGCCUACCUGGAUGGUAUUUUGCAAUCAGCACCCCUCCUGGAACAAUUAGCUUCAGAGCUGCACUUGGUCUCAAGCACGCUGCUGCAAAUAUCAGGUUUCCAAGGGCAAGCCCUGGGCCAAAGCCUGACAGAUCUUGUAGUGGCACGCAGACAGCUUUGGCUGUCACAGGCCAGGGUCCCGGAUACAGAUAAGUUGGCCUUGCUGGACACACCUAUCUCCCCUAGCCAUACAUUCGGGCCAGCAGUGGAGGAGAUCCUGCAACACUCCCAUCGACAGGUGGCCGCGAUGCUCCCUUCUGGUGCGCCGGUGCGGGAGAGGAUGAGACGUUGUUGUCAACCCGUGACACAGACUGUGAGGCAUCGUCUUCAGGCUUCUGCAGCAGCUAAUAUCCAGGGCCAACUGCAAAGACAGGGAAACGCCAGUUGUGGGGCCCCAGAAAACGACACCAUUAAUGUCCACACUCAAAGAAGAGUGCGGUCUUUGCCUACAGGAAGGUAUUGUGCAAAACACGGCUGCUGUCCUGGAAGAGAUGAUGACUGCAUUGUUGCUUUUCCUGAGAGGAAUGCCAUGUGUUACUGUGAUUUAUUCUGUGGCAGAUAUUCAGUGGGAGCCACUGACUGCUGUCCUGACUUUUUGACUUUCUGUCUGUCUGGAGAUCUAGCUCCAACAUCAGCUACAGAAAAAACUCCCACAUCAACCACCAGCCAUCAACCAAGUAAGUUCACCCUGCAAUUUUUUUCAGGAUGCAUUAAAGAUGGAAUGGAAUAUGAAGAAGGAUUUUCAAUUAAGGAUAACUGCAAUUACUGCAUAUGUAAACAAAAUGCAUGGAUAUGUACAAAGAAGGUGUGCCUUGUUCGUCAAGAGAUGAUACAGUCUAUCAAUAGCAGGCAUGUUGGCUGGACAGCCAGUAACUACAGUAAUUUUUGGGGUAUGACUCUUGAUGAAGGCAUUCGGUAUCGACUUGGCACUAUCCCUCCGUCUGCAACCAUUUUAGAGAUGAAUGCGAUUAAAGUUAUUGCAGAUUUAAAGUAUGGCAUGCCCGAGUUCUUCAUUGCCUCCUACAAGUGGCCAGGUUGGAUCCAUGGACCACUUGACCAGCACAACUGUGCUGCUUCUUGGGCUUUUUCAACAGCAACUGUUGCAGCUGAUAGAAUAGCAAUCCACUCCAUGGGUCGUAGAAAAGCUAACCUCUCCCCUCAGAAUUUAAUAUCGUGUACCAAAAACCAAAAUGGCUGCAAUGGAGGAAGAAUUGACAGUGCAUGGUGGUACUUAAGGCACCAUGGUUUAGUGUCAAAUGAAUGUUACCCUUUUUCAAUGGACUACAAAUAUGGAAAUGAUAUUUGCAUGAUGGCAAGUAGACCUGCUGGAAAUGGAAAAAGACAUGCUACCAAGACCUGCCCAAAUAGUGUUGUGAAUUCCAAUGAAAUAUCCUUGUGUACUCCUCCAUAUAGGAUUACAUCUGAUGAAACCGAAAUAAUGAAAGAAAUCAUGGAAAAUGGACCCGUCCAAGCUUUGAUGCAAGUACAUGGAGACUUUUUUCUGUAUAAAGAAGGAAUUUACAGAUACACCAAUGUUGCAAAAAGAAUUCCAGAAAAUGAUGAAAAACAGGGCACCCAUUCAGUCAAACUAACAGGCUGGGGACAUCAAAAAGGACCAGAUGGAAAGAAAGUUAAGUUUUGGAUUGCUACAAACUCUUGGGGAAAGUGGUGGGGAGAAAAUGGAAGUUUUAGGAUUGUGCGAGGAGAAAAUGAGAGUGGUAUUGAACAACUAAUUAUUGGUGUAUGGGGUCAGAAUUAA
This is a messenger RNA of Polyodon spathula (Mississippi paddlefish), 1830 nucleotides long. RefSeq names its product tubulointerstitial nephritis antigen-like. Gene Ontology annotation, molecular function: cysteine-type peptidase activity. The transcript has 12 exons. NCBI's taxonomy places the organism in Eukaryota, Metazoa, Chordata, Actinopteri, Acipenseriformes, Polyodontidae. The coding region runs from base 1 to 1830 and encodes 609 amino acids. Gene Ontology annotation, cellular component: lysosome. The record is from RefSeq and is a predicted model, not a curated record. Gene Ontology annotation, biological process: proteolysis.